CAUCUUAAGAUCACUAGAAUCAAGCAAACAUUAAACAACUCCCUUCCUCUCUAAGAAGAUCAUGUAAUAAUGAUAUUUGUAGUACUAUCGUUUGUGUUUUCUUUAGUGUUUUUACUGUGGAAGAAGUUGGUUGAGAAAUGGAGAGGUGAAGCAUGUUAUAUCUUGGAGUAUGAAUGUUACAAACCAACUGAUGAUAGAAAGCUAGAUACGGAGUUAUGCGGAGAUCUCAUAAGAAGAAACAAGACUUUGGGUCUUGAAGAAUACAAAUUCCUUUUAAAAGCCAUAGUUAGUUCAGGCAUUGGUGAAGAAACUUAUGGACCAAGAAACAUUAUUGAAGGUCGUGAGAAUACUCCAUCUAUCAAAGAUAGUCUCAUUGAAGUAGAGGAAUUCUUUUACGAUACUCUCGACAAGCUUUUCGCGAAAUCGAAUGUUUCUCCGAAAGAUAUAGAUAUCCUUGUCGUUAAUAUCUCUAUAUUUGUUACUUCUCCUUCUUUAACUGCAAGGAUAAUUAACCGUUACAAAAUGAGAGAAGACGUUCAAGUGUUUAACUUGUCAGGAAUGGGGUGCAGUGCUAGUUUGAUAUCUAUCGACCUUGUCAGAAACAUCUUCAAAGUUCGUAAGAAUAGGUUGGCGAUCGUCGUUACAACCGAAUGCAUCGGCCCGAACUGGUAUUCAGGAAACGUCAAGUCCAUGAUUCUUACAAACUGUCUGUUUAGAUCAGGUGGGUGUGCUAUUCUUUUAUCAAAUAAUCCAAGUUUAAAACAUAAAGCUAUGUUUGAGUUGAAAUGUCUAGUUAGGACUCACUUGGGUGCAAGUGAUGAAGCUUAUGAAUGCUGCCAGCAACAAGAAGAUGAACUUGGAAGGCCAGGAAUUCAUCUCGGCAAGAAUUUACCCAAGGCUGCAACUCGAGCUUUCAUCAAAAACCUGACAGAAUUAGGACCUAAAAUAUUACCAUUACGGGAAUUAAUCCGUUACGUUCUAGUAUCAAAUCUUCGUCGAUAUAUGAAAAAUGGCUCACCGAAGCAAAGUGGUAGUAGUAGUAGUGUGAAUUUUAAGACUGGCGUAGAUCAUUUUUGCCUUCACCCCGGCGGAAAGGCAGUUAUCGAGGCAGUUGGAAAGAGCUUGGGGUUGUCAGAGUACGACUUAGAACCGGCUAGAAUGACACUGCAUAGAUUUGGUAAUACAUCGGCUAGUUGUCUUUGGUAUGUGUUAGCGUAUAUGGAAGCAAAAAAGAGACUUAAAAAGGGUGACAGGAUUUUGAUGAUAAGUUUUGGUUCUGGUUUUAAGUGCAAUAGUUGUCAUUGGGAGGUCUUAAGAGAUUUGGAUGAUGCAAAUGUUUGGGAAGAUUGUAUUGCUAGUUACCCUCCAAGUAACUUAACGAACCCUUUUAUGGAGAAGUACAGUUGGGUUAAUGAAGCUACUUCCGAUGAAAUAACGGGUUAUUGAAUGACUUUUCAAACUCCCAUUUCAUUUAUAAAUUUGUGUUAAGAACUAAAUUUUCUGUUAAUGUGAUUACCGGAGUAUUAAAUUGUGCUGUUGCUAGAUAAAGCCCGUGAGCAUUUAUUUUUUUGUCUGUAUUUAUUGGCUUGUAUUGCGGUAUAUAUUUGUGGGAAUAAAUAAGAGGGUUGUCUA
This is a messenger RNA of Papaver somniferum (opium poppy), 1632 nucleotides long. RefSeq names its product 3-ketoacyl-CoA synthase 12-like. Lineage: Eukaryota; Viridiplantae; Streptophyta; Magnoliopsida; Ranunculales; Papaveraceae. Gene Ontology annotation, cellular component: membrane. Gene Ontology annotation, molecular function: acyltransferase activity, transferring groups other than amino-acyl groups. The record is from RefSeq and is a predicted model, not a curated record. The transcript has a single exon. Gene Ontology annotation, biological process: fatty acid biosynthetic process. The coding region runs from base 70 to 1446 and encodes 458 amino acids.